GAGUUCAGUGACUGCGCUUAUCAGGAAAUGCCACAUAAAACAACAAGCACCGAUUCCGCAAGAUGCGCUCCUGACAUUUUGCUCAAACAUCGAGAGACCUCGAGUUGAUUCACCAGGAUGGAAAUCUAGAUAAAGUUAAAUGAACGCUAAAGGUCUGGUGCGAGGCAUCACACACCUUUAAUCAUGGGAAACGCAAAAAGAGCAACGCAAAACGACGAGGACUACACUUUCGUCAGUCCAGUAGUCAAAUAUUUACUGUUCUUCUUCAACAUGAUAUUUUGGAUAAUCUCACUGGUCCUGAUAUCUAUUGGUGUUUAUUCCAGGAUAGUUAAACAUGAAACAGCGCUGGCCUGUCUAACUGUGGAUCCAGCUCUGAUACUGAUGGUAGUGGGAAUUCUCAUGUUCUUCAUCACUUUCUGUGGCUGUGUGGGUUCUCUGAGGGAGAACAUAUGCUUACUGCAGACGUUCUGCAUCUUCUUGACUAUCAUGUUUCUGCUGCAGCUUCUGGCUGGUGUUCUAGGAUUUGUCUUCUCAGAUAAGGCACGUGGCAAAGUAACGGAUAUGUUUGAUAAUGCCAUCAAGCAUUACAGAGACGAUUUAGACCUACAGAACCUUAUCGACUAUGGACAAAAACAGUUUAACUGCUGCGGGGGGAUUUCUUUCAUGGAUUGGUCAAAGAACAUGUAUUUCAAUUGUUCAGACGACAAUCCAAGCAGAGAGCGCUGUUCUGUACCCUUCUCCUGUUGUCUGCACGCCAAAGAGGAGACUAUAAUAAACACCAUGUGUGGUCAUGGCAUGCAGGCGCUGAAUUAUCUGGCAGCCAGUGCCUUCAUCAAUACCAACGGCUGCAUUGAUAUACUGGUCAACUGGAUCCACAGUAACCUGUUUCUACUGGGAGGCAUCGCACUAGGUCUCACCAUACCCCAGCUGGUUGGAAUCCUUCUCUCUCAGGUGCUUAUUAAUCAAAUCCAAGAUCAAAUUAAACUACAGAAUUACAACCAACAACAUCGCUCAGACCCCUGGAGCUGAAAGAGAAAAGGAAAAUCUGGGGGAAAAAAAGGAUUUUGAGUGAUGUUUUAAGAUCAUGUUUUUGAUAUUUUACAAAUCUGAAUAUCUGUAUGAAUUGUAGCAAGACAUGCUGAUGAUCAAUAGGUCAAUACAUCUAUUUUGGGAUUGAAAACUGAUUUUCAGUCUUGUGGUGUAAACUAGUUUAUAUGAUAUUUAUUAAAUUGCACUGCAUAUUUUAAAAGCAGACUUUGUAUUUGGUCGAUAUGUCAUCUGAGAACAAAAAUUAUUGUAUUAUUAUUUACCAAUAUAAUGUGUGUAAAACAUUCAUUUUAAUAGGUCAGGUAUGCUUCCUAUAAAUUUUUUUUAUUUAACAUAAUUUUGUAAUUCAAGUAUUAUUGACUAUUACUUUAAAAAAAUGUAUUCAAUAAGCACUUUUAUAACAUUACUAGUUGAUCAUAUUAGUUUUGCUGAUGAUUUUUUUCAAAAUGGGUUCCUACAUCAACAACAUUUCUGAUUAUAAUCUGAAUAAACACUGCAAGCUUGAUCUGGCCAGAGAAUCAAGUGUUUACUCUCCUCUUCAUAAUCUGGCAGUAUAGUGAGUGUCUUCCUUCUGUUUGGAGAACAGAACGUUCAUUCAGUGGAUCCCAAUGUUUUGUUGUUUGUUGUAAAUAUAAAUAAAAUAUUUUGAAGAUAUAAA
Messenger RNA from Danio rerio (zebrafish), 1705 nucleotides. RefSeq names its product tetraspanin 33a (gene tspan33a). Lineage: Eukaryota; Metazoa; Chordata; Actinopteri; Cypriniformes; Danionidae. The record is from RefSeq and is marked validated. Gene Ontology annotation, cellular component: cytoplasm; adherens junction; plasma membrane. Gene Ontology annotation, biological process: protein localization to plasma membrane; protein maturation; pore complex assembly. Gene Ontology annotation, molecular function: enzyme binding.